AUGGGGAUCAAUCAUCAGAGGCAGCACAACCCCCCGGAUUCUGAGAACUGGGAUGAAGUUGUAAUUGUUGAAGAAAACACAUCCACCACCUUGGUCUGCUCCGGUGCCAGACUGAGAGGUGACGUAUCCAUUAACUGGAUGGUAAAGUCGGUGGAUGCGGAUGAGUGGAAGCUGAUUCUCUCUGCCAGUGAGAAGAGUAAGUUUUGCGGAGGAGCCUCCAAGGCAUCCAUCCGACUGACUGACGACAACUUUCAGAACACGGGGAAUUUCUCACUGUUCGUAUCACCCAAAGCGGAGGACGGAGGACUCUACUCAUGCCUCAUAAAGAAACAAAAGAAGAAAGUCAAACAAAGGAUUUUCCUUUUAGAAGUUCUAACAGUUGGCUUCUUCCCUGCUGUGCCUGUCCGUCAGUACAGCACCCUGCGGCUGUUCGCCCGAAUCAAUCCUGACAUUUCUGUCUCCAAAAUUGCCUGGACGGCACCUGGCGGCCUUCCCAUGAAGACAGAGAAGUGGUCGGACUCAGGCACAGUGACUAAAGUGCCGCAGGUCCAGAUCAGUGAUGCUGGGACUUACACCUGUACGGUCCACCUCUGGGGAAACUCCACUGGUGUUCUGGCUGCAAAUGUGGAUGUGACAGUUGAUGCGAACAGCGUGGCCUCAUUCACCAAUAUUAUACACAGCGAAAUGAUUUCUACUGCCACUCAGGCUAAUAAAUCCCUUCUGCUGACCUGCCCCAGCAUCGAGGGCGACUUCGUCACGCUACAUUGGCUUCGACCAGAUGCAAAGAAUCACAACAUGAUGAAGCUAGUGUACCAGUAUGACCGUUGGAGGAGUUCCACCUCAAAGCAGAGCAACACACUCCAGCUAGCUGGUCCGCCCUAUGACCCCAACGCUGGAAACUUCUCCUUCCUACUCACACCUGCAUUAAAGGAUGGAGGCCUCUACAUCUGUGAAGUAUACCUUAAUGAUGUGGUGUUCAGCCAGUGGAUUAGACUUAGUGUUCUGAAAGUCAAAAUCUACAAUUAUCCGACAAACCAGGAGCUGCUGUGCCGGUACUCAGAGCGCUCAGAGGUUCAGAGUGUUGUGUGGAAACAUGAAGAUAAGACUCGGCAGCUGCAGAUGUCAAGCAACGGCCCUGGCAGCAUCAGCACCAUCCUGCCGCUGCCCAUCAGCCCUGAUGCAGCAGGGAAUUACACCUGCAUCCUGCAGUUGAAAAACGGCCAGAGCAUAUGGGCAGUUGAAACUGUCACAGUGCCCCCAACAGAGCGUGUCACCAUCACUACCUCCUCUCCGCACCCUUCUCUCUCUGCUUUAUUACUCCUGGUCCCCCUGGUUGCAGCAGCUGUUGGCGUGUUGCUAUGGAGACAGAGACACAUUUCUGAUCGUGGUAUUGAGCAGUCACUGUCUGUCCAGUCUGGUGAAGCGGAGAACAUCUAUGAGAAUCCAGAGGAUAUAAGACAGGCUCCUCCCCAGGGUUCAGUCUACAUGGAUUUGAAGCCAAGAGGAGACAAUGACAUCUAUAAGGAAUUGGAACGAUACGAGCAGUGUCAGGGCUGAUCACCUACCCACAUUUCAUCCCCAUCCAGCUGUCACAUCCUCUCUCUUCACAGCUGCCGCAAAAGGCCUUUUAUAAACAGGAGGAACUACUCAACGUCAGAGUUGGGGACUUAAAGAAAACUUUUGAGCUUUAUAGAAAUGCUAUUCGGGUUUUUCUUGCAAGCUACCGCUCUUUAGACAUUACGGAAACCCACAGACAUUUCCAGAAUGGGUGGCUGUUAAUCUUACACUGUAAAAUCGAAAUAUUAUUCAUGUAAUUUAUUACAAAGGCAUUGCAGUGUGUAACAUGCAUCUCUGUGAUGAUUUAUUUAAUAUGGCUGCAAGUAAGAUGAAUCUAUGUGAGCCUCUUACUGAAUCAAACAAGGCAGAUUUGAAAUGCUGUAUUGCUCCAAAAAGAAUGCUGGCAUAACUUAAUUAGAUCUCCUGUUCUUUACUUUACUGUGCUUGAAUAGUUAAACACUUUGUUAUUCAUUUUUAAUUUGGAUGGCAUAAAAGAGGUAAUUAUUGCUGCUUUCGUCUACUGUGUUGGCAGAGAAUUAUGAAGAGAUUUUAAAAUUUCAAAAAUUUUCGUUGAUCUACAAUCGACAAAAAUAUACAUCCAACACUUUUGGUUUUCCUCCCAUUUUUUUAAUGAGAUAAACUCAAAGAUCUUAAACUUUUACCACAUACACAAUAUUACCAUUUCCCUUGCAUAUUGUUCACAAACCAGUUUAAAUAUGUGAUAGUGAGCACUUCU
This is a messenger RNA of Cyprinodon variegatus (sheepshead minnow), 2293 nucleotides long. RefSeq lists its product as uncharacterized. Gene Ontology annotation, biological process: positive regulation of ERK1 and ERK2 cascade; interleukin-15-mediated signaling pathway; T cell activation. The transcript is spliced from 11 exons. The record is from RefSeq and is a predicted model, not a curated record. NCBI's taxonomy places the organism in Eukaryota, Metazoa, Chordata, Actinopteri, Cyprinodontiformes, Cyprinodontidae. Gene Ontology annotation, cellular component: external side of plasma membrane; membrane raft. The coding region runs from base 1 to 1557 and encodes 518 amino acids. Gene Ontology annotation, molecular function: protein tyrosine kinase binding; MHC class II protein binding.